Molecule: messenger RNA, 792 nt
Organism: Puccinia graminis f. sp. tritici CRL 75-36-700-3
Lineage: Eukaryota; Fungi; Basidiomycota; Pucciniomycetes; Pucciniales; Pucciniaceae
Exons: 3
Coding region: 1-792 (263 amino acids)
Source: RefSeq, a predicted model, not a curated record
AUGCCUAUGUUGGUCCAGCGACUUGAUUGUUCAUCUGAUGAACUUCCGACCUCUAUUCAAGAAGUAGAUCAGGAAGAUAUUAAGAAGAUCUCCACAAAAAAUAAAACCUCGUUCCAACCUCAACUCAUUCGAAGCCAACCUAUACCAACCAGGCUCAACAUCAUCAUCAUCAACAUCAAAUUCAGCCUCAGCCUCAUCAGCCUCAAACCGAAUCCAUCCCUACCAAUCAUUCUCACUCUCAUCAAACAACAACAACAACAACACCCAUCCCUCGCUAUCGCUAUCCUCAUCCUCAUCUCUCUCUCAACCCUUACCAUCCUAAUCGACUAUUGGACUCAAUCUCAACUAUAUAGACUUCGUUACCCAUGGACACUCUCCCCAUCCAAGGGCUCCUCGCCAUCCACGAGCUCAUGGAAGAGUCUCUCGGAAGGAUAUCUGGGCUUGCCCGCAUGCGAUCCGUUCGGUGAGCCCGGGACGGUGGUCCUGAACACGAGCUUCUACCACGACGCGAGCUGGGUGCCGUUUGGGCCGAGCUGUGCGCCCAGUCCGGACUAUCUCUCGGCCUUACGGGCGAUCCGCGAGGUGCCGAUCAACCUGCCCCUCUCGCAACGAGAAGCUCUCAUCCAUCGACCCAUCCAUCCUAGCAGCUCUUCCUCAAAAGAACAAGAACAACAAGAACCACAACAGACUGAGUUCUUCGAUCGAUCCGGAUUCGACCUUUGGGGUAGACCCUACCCCGACCUCACCUUCCUCCGCGGAAAAACUAUCCUCCUAAAACGAAAUGAGCAUUAA